AAAAUGGAAGAGAGUAAGAAAAAGAAGAAACCAGAAGAGCAAGUUCAAGAGCCUGAAACAGAUUUACCAGAAGCCUUACUAGAAUAUCACAUUGUAGCAAAAGAAGCAGCAAUUGAACGGGUUUUGUUUCAUCUAAAAGGACUGGAAGAAAAGAUCAAAGAAAAUCUUAAAAAAAAUGUUGUUCUGAAGGAAGAACAGAAGGUGCUUAUCAGGCGCUUCGUGAGGCAAAUAGAAGAAAAGGAGAAAAAAAGAGAUGAGAAGAAGGUUGUAACCAGGGAUGAUGUGGAAGAGUCACUGAAAGCAGUUUUUCAGCUUGUGAAGGACAAAGAACAACUUCUUCAAGAUCUGCGCUCCCAAAUUGAAGAAACUAAGAAAAAAAAUUCAGAAAAGCAGCGUGAGAGAGAUUAUUGGUUGGAAUACAAAAAUGUUGGAAGUAAAAUACAUGCUGAGAGGAUUAGCAGUCUGGAAAAAGACACUGUGGAAGUCAAAUAUGAACUUGAAAGAACUGAAGAAAAUUAUAGAGAAGCUUUGAAGGUUGUGAGAGAAGAAAAUCAGAAACUGUUUGAUAGGCACAUGCAGUUGCUCAGUGAAGCGGCUCUUAAGAAUGCUGUAGGAUACUUAGACAAAAACUGUCGCAGAGAGAUUGAAGAGAAUGAGUGGCUAAAAGAAGAGGUUAAGAUCUACCGUAAGGAAGAAAGUGAUUUGAAAGCUUCUGUCCAGCUCCUGGAAGAAGAAAAUACCAGUUUAGUUGCAAAACUGAUUGAUAUCAAACUUCAGCAUCUAAGAGUAUCAGGGCAUUUGUUUCUUAAAAAGGGAGCUGGCUUGCAUGAAGAACUUCCUAAGGAUGAAAUGAAAAGGGAGAACAGAGAAUACACAGCAAAGACAGAUGGAAAGAGCCUCAGAAGUGCCUUUGCAAAGAUUCAGUCUAAAAAAGAUUAUGAGAAGCCUCAAGACAGUAAUGAAAAGCUGUGGAAAAAAUUUUCCAUUUCAGCCCUGGACAGCUUGGAUGAAGAAGAGUUCCAGGCAUACUCAAAACUGGGACCUCUAAAGAGAAAGCUGUAUGUGGUUGGAAAAGCUGUGCCUACUUGUAAGGAGACAGAAGAAAUGCCAAGCAGGAGCCACAGAGAAGAGGACACUGUUGGUAAAUCAGAUGGGCAUAUCACAGCUGAGAUGAUCAAGGCUUUAUUUAAGGAAAAUGUUGAUGAAAACUAG
This is a messenger RNA of Cinclus cinclus, 1212 nucleotides long. It is a transcript of the gene CCDC83, whose product is annotated as coiled-coil domain containing 83. The record is from RefSeq and is a predicted model, not a curated record. The transcript is spliced from 10 exons. The coding region runs from base 4 to 1212 and encodes 402 amino acids. NCBI's taxonomy places the organism in Eukaryota, Metazoa, Chordata, Aves, Passeriformes, Cinclidae.